Grosmannia clavigera kw1407 is the source of this 291-nucleotide messenger RNA. RefSeq lists its product as uncharacterized. The record is from RefSeq and is a predicted model, not a curated record. The transcript has 2 exons. NCBI's taxonomy places the organism in Eukaryota, Fungi, Ascomycota, Sordariomycetes, Ophiostomatales, Ophiostomataceae. The coding region runs from base 1 to 291 and encodes 96 amino acids.
AUGUUGACGACGAGUCCGCGUCCGGCGAUCAGCUGCGGUAGCAGCGCGUUGGUCAGGGCGACAACGGCGAACACGUUGGUCUCGAAGAGGCUGCGCAGUCGCGGCAGCGCCACGUCGGAUAGGGGAACUGGGGGGUGGGAUAGAGAGAUUGCUUGCUCACGCGUUGUUCACCAGAAUAUCGAGCUUGCCAUUGGUGAUGCGCUCCACCUCUUCGGCAGCAGCCUUGAUGCUCUCCUCACUGUCGACAUCCAGAAGGAUGGUCUCGAGGCCGAGGACGGCCAGGUCCGAUAG